AUGAUAUGUGUCAGUUUGAGUUUGAUUUGUAUUCAUUAUCAUCAAAAAUUAGAUGAAAAAAAAUCCGGUACAACUUAUGGGAUACCCUGUAACGGGAGGUUUCACGAACUCGAACACGAGACACCUUCAUUUGAUCUAUUAUUUAUAAAAGAUCCUAAUUUUACCAAGUUCAAUCGUAGUCUACGUGCAUUAACAGCAGCUGAUCGUCAGUUAAAAUCGAAUCAAGUUGAUGUUGGAUUAUCAUUAUUAAUUGAUCCUACGGAUCGAGGAAAACAUGCCAGUGCAAUGAAACAACAGAAACUUAAAAUUAAACAAUAUAAUCGAAUGUCUCCGAGUGACUUUCAGAAAGCGAGCAAUGCACGCAAGUCUGUCCUUCCUGUUGCACUGGUUGUGCGUGGAAGUCUGCUUAGAGAUACAUGUUGCAAUAACAAACAAGAUGCGGGUGGUUCAAAAGGAUUGAGGAAAAAGAAAAUUAAUCAUCUCUUAAAAAAACUACAUCAUGCAACAUGGAAAUCAGAAUAUUAUUUACAGCAUUGUUCAAAAAAGGAAGAAAACAUAAUACAAUGGUAUUUACUCCUUGUUAAAGACGAUCGUUUAUCUGUUAUCCAUACUCAUCCUACAAUUACAUCUGACAACAUGCCGUUGCAAGUACUACGACAACCAAAUGUUGAUUAUUUACACAUGAUGGCCAUGUAUGAUCCUAAUGAACGUCGUUUAUCAUUUUUUCCUCGAACAAGACGUCAAGAACUCAAUGGCAACGAGGAAUUGAUAUUAAUUGGUGUGUUACAUGAUCUGGAUAACGAGGUGGCUGUAACAAUAAAUAGACAAUUGAAUAUGAACAAUUUAAUGAGAAUAAACGACAAAGAACUUCAUAAACGGAAUACCAUUGAUCAAUUGUAUAGUGUUUAUGAACAAUUAGCUCACUUAAAUGAUUUUAAUGACAGAUUAGUUGAAUUACAACAACAACAAAAUCGUAAACGAUCAGUGAAUGUUGAUCAAACAAAACAAGAUGAACAUAUUGUAUCACAACAAAUGGCUAAAGAAUACUUUUUAAACGAAUCAAAUAGAUUUCAAAAAGCAUUUGAUACCAAUUUAAUUCAAGUAUUGAAUGAAGAUAAAAGAAAGACAAUGAAUGGUCCACAUGAUGAUAGUUCAGUUUUACAACAUGCAAUCAGUCCCACUAAUGGUUUUAAUCAUAAACUAAAAGAUAACCGAAAAUAUGGUCUCGCUUCAUACCUUCACAAUCUGACAGGUGACAAUGGAGAAGAUAUGACAAGUAUCAAACAUUGGAUAAUGAAUCAACAUUGGAAGAGAACAAAAUCAUUGAUUCGAAAUAAAAAACAAUGUAAUCCGCAACGAUUAGCAUGGCUAGAAUUGAACAGAUUAUCAUUGCAGCAGUCUUCACCGUACGCAAAACUGAAAUCAAAUAGAAGAGUUAAAUUUUGUGAUGCCGAAAGCGAAUCAGACAAUGAAAAUUUAUGUGUUCAACUGGUGAACGAAACAGCAAUAGCAUGCAAGUGUCAGGCAAUGGUAUUAGAUAUAACUGAUCAAAUUCGAAUUAUUCGAGAAGAAGAAGAAUAUGAAUGUAUGACGCGCACAACGAAAGGAAUGUUUAAAUGUUUGAACCGGCAGAUCAUCCGGCAAGAGUUGAUAUGUAAUGGUCACAAAGAUUGUGAUGAUGAUAGUGAUGAAUCUGGGGUGUAUUUUACGUGUGCUGUUGAGAAAUGUAAUAGUGAAGAUCAAUUUUUAUGUAAAACAAGUCGACAAUGUAUCACGAAACAACAUGUAUGUAAUGGGAUUCAAGAUUGUUCAGCAGGCGAAGAUGAAAAUAAUUGUCGUACGCAUAUGAUCGUAACAUUGUUGAAACCUGUUGUUUCGAUUCAACACAAUUCUCAUCGAUGCGAUGAUAGUGGAACUGAAGAAGAUGCUGUACAAUCACCAUUAUUAAGCGAUUUUUUAAACAUGCAUCGAGAGGAUCAGUCCAUUCGAACACGUAGAUCCAGUCAAAAAGAUGGCGAACUUAGUUUUCUUAAAAAUCGGUAUGAAGUAUUGAAAAGUCAACGUUUGUCAAAAAAUUCCGAUACAAUCAAACGGUUUGAUUCCGAUCAAAUAUAUGGAAGAGUAGAGCGACCGACAUAUUUCAACACUAAAAGAACAAAUUAUCGUACAUUCAUGGUCGAUGAUAAAUUUGUCGGAAGAAACUUUAUAUUACCGUUGGAAACAAAAAUGUCUGGCAAAACAAACAGAAAAUCACAAAUUGAAUCAUAUAAUUCAGAUCAGUUGUAUAAUAAUCAUGAAACUGACAUGAAUACCUACGACCGUCAAAACUACGAGAAACCAUAUACAACACUCGAAUAUACAAACAUAGAUGACAGAGAAGAAAACCCGUCGUCGACUUUAAUUAAUAAAAUGCAACUGUCGAACAUGCUGUUUGUUGGAAAAAAUCAAUUAUCAUCAAAUGAAAAUGAUAAACAUGAUAGUAUUUAUUUACUCACAUUUAGUGGUCAAAGAUCAACGAAUAUUGGCUCUCUACCUCAAAUUUAUCGUCGAACAUUUCAAGAUAGAUCUGUUAGUCGAGAUACCGAUAUGUAUACGAAAGAUUUAACUCGCCAUCGUAAAACUCAUCCUUAUCAAAGUGUGAAACGUCAUAUCGUUCGUGCAUGCGACGAAGACACACGAUCAUCAAAAGUGAAAAAAAAACACGCCAUUUCUGAUCAAAACUAUCCAGCUGCCAUUAGAAAAGAGAGUGUCAUGAAGACAAAACAUCAUCUAUCAGAUGUUGACGAUGGUGAUAUUGAAGAAAAACUUGAACAAUUACUACACGUGUACCACCUUCUUAAAAGACGAAAAAAUAGCAAAAUAAUACGACGUUUUGAUAUGAACGAACGACAGCUAAAAACUCCGCCAGAAGAUAACAAAAAUUAUUCAAAAAAAUUCAUCAAAAAAUUUCAGCCUAAUUCAAAGCCAUCAUUUGUUAAAUCAGAAGUGGCCAGGUCGGAAAUAAGUACUGCUGUUGUCGUAUCUCUGGCAACAUUCGCCUUACUAUUUGCAAUUGUUUGUUUAGUAUGGCGUGCUCCACAAACGAAAGACGAUACUAAAUUAUCGUACAAAACAUUUCCCCUCUCCACUUCGCGAUAUGAACAAAAAACGAUAAAUGAAGACACAGCGUUUCCAUUUAAACUUGUGCCAAAUCAGAAAGUACAAUCUUUUACUCUAGAAAAAUGA
Molecule: messenger RNA, 3225 nt
Organism: Didymodactylos carnosus
Lineage: Eukaryota; Metazoa; Rotifera; Eurotatoria; Philodinida; Philodinidae
Source: the annotation of a GenBank genome assembly